CUUGUCCGCCAUGAUUUCAACGUGCUCUAUUGUGAUUCAUGAUCGCCUGAUAUCUCUUUCAGCUGCUUACUUCUUCCCCUCAUUUCGCUGCGCGGAUUGAAGCUAUUGAAUAUGUCUUUCCCCUACGACGGCUCCUAUUUUACCUUCCGCCUAGACCCUGUGGCAUCCCUGCAGGACAUCGAGGACGAAGAAGUCGUCGAGUUUGCUCGUACAAUAUCGCCCAAGGUCUAUGUGGGCUGCACUCUUGAAAGCGUAGGCGCCCCUCAACUCCCGCCGGUGUACGGAACGGCAUACAUGGCUGUCGUUCAACAAGGUCUCCCACCUGACAAGCCGGAGGAGUUUUUCGAGUCUCGGAUGUGUGUUCCUAUCCGACCCAACACAGAACACCCAGAGGGCCGCCGAUCUGCUCAUUGCUGCCACCCGCUGCCGUGGGCUGGAUGUUAUCACACCGCGCUGCAUCAUAUGCGCGUGCGGAUCAGGACUGAGGACCGUCCCAUUGACCCUCCUCAUUCUCUGGGCCCCGGCGAAUGCGUGGCAGUCAGCGCUAUGCUCGAAGAAGACGCGCAGCGACGACAGUGCCUACGCGAAUGUGCAGCAAAGGGAGUUACGCCGCUGCCUGCUGCUCUUGGCGAGAUGGCUCUCUGCGCUAUUGAAGUUGCCGACGAAGAACUUUCAGACGUCCCUUACUGGCAGAUCCGGGCUGCCGAGAAAGCUCAGAACCUAGGAGGCCCUCCUGAUGAGGACUACGACAGGGAGCGUGACAUGGCCUUCGGGGACGCUUUGAGCAGUCACUCCGACGGCGCCUGUGGUCCCUCAGGUACCGACGAAGGGUCUGGCUUACAUUCGAUGCAUUCCCAGAACCCGGGUCAGGACGAUGCUUCGGCGGUACACACGAUCCCAGCCGUCGACAAUAUUGCGGAUAUCGAGCGCGACAUUCUCGCUAUCAUCAACUUCAAAUCGGACCUGCGUGAUGUGUCGCCGGUCAUCGUACCUCUCUCGUACGACCUCAGCACCUUGGAUGCGCCCCCUUCACCAUCUGGAUUUAUGGAGGAGCUGGAGGCUAUCAAUAGGAUACGAUCAGCAUAUGAAGAGCGCGUCCGUCGCCGGAAGGACGAGGUGCGACGUUGCGACGACGAAUACAUAGCCAGUAUUGAAGCGCGCCGAGCCGCCACGAGCACCGCUAAGUCUCGGGAUUCGUCUACAUCACCAAGGCGUAUCCCGCUCGCGGAGAGCAUGCUCAAGUGGCCAAUCUCGGCGGUCUUCUUGCGACUCACCGAUAGGCUGAAAGCUCGCUUAGGUGCGUUAGAGUGUCUCUGCGCCAGAGAUCCUCAUCCUCGGCGAGCAAGCCAUCGUCAAAAGCGAAAACGAGGAGGUUGAGUGUGCAGCUGCUCUCGUCUGCUCGGAAGUCCUAUGAGCCGUAAAAAACCGGCUGAGCUGUCGGUCUAACGCUAUCGCCCGUGUACCAUAUGUGCCAAAUCAGUAAUAGCUCACUGCUGUCGACGUCACGACGUCCGUGCGCCAUGCCUUCCAGUCGAGUCAGAAAGCGAGACGCAACCGCGAAACUCGACCAGCUUGCCGAU
Molecule: messenger RNA, 1580 nt
Organism: Schizophyllum commune H4-8
Lineage: Eukaryota; Fungi; Basidiomycota; Agaricomycetes; Agaricales; Schizophyllaceae
Exons: 4
Coding region: 112-1377 (421 amino acids)
Source: RefSeq, a predicted model, not a curated record